Spea bombifrons (plains spadefoot toad) is the source of this 2348-nucleotide messenger RNA. It is a transcript of the gene CAMK4, whose product is annotated as calcium/calmodulin dependent protein kinase IV. Gene Ontology annotation, molecular function: ATP binding; calmodulin binding; calcium/calmodulin-dependent protein kinase activity. Gene Ontology annotation, biological process: protein phosphorylation. The record is from RefSeq and is a predicted model, not a curated record. The transcript has 11 exons. NCBI's taxonomy places the organism in Eukaryota, Metazoa, Chordata, Amphibia, Anura, Pelobatidae. Bases 273 to 1433 code for a protein of 386 amino acids.
UGCCUGAGCUCCCCUGUGCUCUUUGCCAUCCUCUUUGUGGCAGGUGUGCGCUUCUGGUGCAGGUGCCCUGUCUAGGCAUUUCCUUGGCUCUGGGUGCCAGUCUGUGCUCAGUAGGGUCUCUCACCCUUUUGGAGGGACCCGGGCACACACAGACCCUGCCUCCUCCCCAUCCAGCUGCUCCAUUGGCUGGGAUCCGUGCUCUAUUGAUUGAGGAUCUCUGCUUCUCUUCCAUUCCCCCUCCUGGCAGCCCUGUCCUCCGCUACCUCCCCGAGAUGUUGAAAGUCACUCUGCCCUCCUCGUCUUCAUCGUCUUCCUCUUCUUCCACUGCAUCCUCUUCUACCUCCUCCUCUUCCUCCAGGUCUGGGACCUCUGCACCGGAUUACUGGAUCGAUGGCUCCAAGAAGGACACCUUGGCCCAUUACUACGAACUGGAGUCUGAGCUGGGACGGGGAGCCACAUCUGUUGUAUACAGAUGCAGACAAAAAGGAACCCAGAAGCCAUUUGCUGUCAAAAUGUUGAAAAAAACUGUAGACAAGAAAAUUGUAAGAACAGAAAUUGGAGUUCUGCUACGACUUUCACACCCAAAUAUUAUCAAAUUGAAGGAGAUAUUUGAAACUCCUACAGAAAUUAGUCUUGUUCUUGAACUGGUGACUGGAGGAGAAUUAUUUGACAGGAUUGUGGAAAAGGGGUAUUACAGUGAGCGUGAUGCAGCUGAUGCAGUGAAACAGAUCCUUGAGGCAGUGGCUUAUUUACAUGAAAAUGGGAUUGUUCACCGAGACCUAAAGCCAGAAAAUCUCUUGUAUGCGACUCCUGCUCCAGAUGCCCCUCUUAAAAUUGCUGAUUUUGGACUUUCCAAAAUUGUGGAUGAUCAAGUGACAAUGAAGACUGUAUGCGGAACCCCGGGGUACUGUGCUCCUGAAAUUUUGAGGGGAUGUGCCUAUGGGCCUGAAGUGGAUAUGUGGUCUGUUGGUAUAAUUACCUAUAUAUUGCUUUGUGGCUUUGAACCUUUCUAUGAUGAAAGAGGGGACCAGUACAUGUUUAAGAGAAUUCUUAACUGUGAUUAUGACUUUGUCUCCCCCUGGUGGGAUGAUGUGUCAUUGAAUGCCAAGGACUUGGUCAAAAAACUAAUAGUGUUUGAUCCAAAGAAGCGUCUCACCACCCAUCAGGCAUUACAACACCCCUGGGUGACAGGUAAAGCUGCUAACUUUGCUCAUAUGGACACUGCUCAGAAGAAGCUACAAGAAUUCAACGCAAGGCGCAAGCUCAAGGCAGCUGUAAAAGCUGUAGUAGCUUCAACCCGCCUAGGGAGCGCUGGGAGCCACAGCAGUCAUGACAGCAAUAAGACAAGUCGGAAUCCAUCCCCAGUACAAGAGGGUGGCCAGGAGGAAGGUCCUUCUCAGGAAUCUAAGCAAGUUGAAGAUGGCGAGUCUUGAAAAACGCAACAUAAAAUUUUGGUCCAAGUCUCUGUCAUUUCAUGCACCAGCAACAUCAACUCAGCAAGAAAAGAUAUCAUAGCAUGGCCUAAUGGCAUUUUUUUCUGUUUUCUAUAUAUAUAUAUAUUUUUUUUUUGAUGAGGUGCAAUGAAAUAAGCAAGUUGGUGAUGCUUUGUUCAGUGCAUGUGACUACGUAUAUCAAAAUGGCCAACUUCAGACAUGGACGACGCAAUGUCAACACGGUACCAACACGUGAACUAUGACAUGAACAAAUACGAUUUCAAUUAUAACCUUGAUAUGCAUAGAAUCUACAAAAUAGAUGAAGUAUGACGUAUGUAGUCUGUUUUUUCUUUUAGCAAUUUUAUAAAGCUAUUGGACUUGGGUUAUGCCUACUAGUUUCAGUUACAAUGUCAUUUUAUCAUCAUGUCAAGAGGAGUGACAGUAAUGGUCAUAUAACAGAUUACAUUUUGUUUUUAUCCACUACAUAUAACAACUGUUUACAUGAAAAUAGGAUAUGCGUUUAUGCAAAAAAAUAAACAAACAACAUUCCACUGAUAUAGUUUUCCAGGGGCUUCGAAAAUACGGUUUCAAACAUAGCUUGCAUUAACCGCCCACAUGCCAAAAGGGGGUUGCAAAGCACUGCAUGGCCAUCUUCCACUGGCACUCCGGGGGUUAAGAAUGCCUUAUUAUAACACUUUAUAUACAGUAUUUUAUUAACCAAAAAGCACUUUCAUAGACUUUUUCAGUCAUUACAUUGUCUAGAAUUGCAAAUAUGUAACAUGUAUACUUAUUUAAGCAAAAUAAUACAAUAUAGCUUGCGUACUGUAGUAGGUGUGUUUUGUGUUUCUAACCUUAAGUAACUAGCUGUCCUUUUAUCCAAAUUAAAGUUUAUAAAUCUUUCACAACUAAAAAAAA